Molecule: messenger RNA, 2989 nt
Organism: Atta colombica
Lineage: Eukaryota; Metazoa; Arthropoda; Insecta; Hymenoptera; Formicidae
Product: G patch domain-containing protein 1 homolog
Exons: 3
Coding region: 161-2989 (942 amino acids)
Biological process (GO): mRNA processing
Cellular component (GO): nucleus
Molecular function (GO): RNA binding
Source: RefSeq, a predicted model, not a curated record
CGUCUGCUGAGUUUUGUAUACUCGUGAAUGAUGUCUUUUUUUAACCUUAAAUGCGCUCUGCGCAAUUUCAGUUUUGUGAUCGAAGAGAAUUCACUUGAUUAAAGUUAUCGCGUUAAAUCAAACUAGAAGAUUUCACUACAGGAAUUUGCUUUCUUUGGAAAUGGGCGAUUCGGAUGAGGAGAAUUACGCGACAUUUGGUGUUCCUCUUGACCCUUUGGAUGAAGAGAACAUUCCGCGAAAGAAGCCCAUCACGAUCGAGGAUCAAUAUGCAUAUGACACCCAAGGUAGACGUAGGUUUCACGGAGCCUUUACAGGUGGUUUCUCAGCAGGAUACUUUAACACCGUCGGCACUCGCGAUGGUUGGAGACCACAGCAAUUCAAGUCUUCCAGGAGCAGCAAGGCAGACAAUGUUGUUCAGCGACCAGAAGACUUUAUGGAUGAAGAGGAUACUAGUCUCUUUGGGAUAGCUCCUAAAGGUAUUCGAGCCACCAGCGAUUAUGUCGAUCAUGGACAGAAAGGAAAAAAGAGAGAGAGGAUAAGUCAGGAAGGACCUAUUCCUGGUAUUCCCAUCUUAAAAGAGCUUUUAAGACCUGUCAAAGAAACAGUGGGUAUUGUCCUGCUCAAGAAAAUGGGUUGGAAACCUGGUCAAGGUGUAGGUUCUAGAUUGACAAAAAAAGAAAAACAAAAGAUAAAGCUGCGUAAUGAAAAAUUAAAACUAGCACAGGACAAUCUCGAAAUGACAGAAAGCAAUUCUGAGGAUUCGGAUGAUGACCUCAUUAAUAUUACUUUUGCACCUGACGAUUACGAGCCAUUCCGGUGUAAACCAAAAGAUAAUUAUUUUGGCAUUGGUUAUUCGGGUCUAGAUAGGCGAAAAGUCCUUUCCAGUCACAUCAAUCUAUUUGACAGUCCAGCUUUUUGCAUCCAAGAUAAAAACAAGAAAUUGUCAAUUCAUGGCCAGGCGUUUGGAGUUGGUGCUUUCGAAGCUGACGAUGAGGAUAUAUAUGAAAAGGAAGACAUGUCGAAUUAUGAUUUUGCUUUGGGUCCCGAGCGUAAGGCAAAGACAAGAUGGUCUCAGGAUGGAUCGAGUAGCUCGCAAACCGAUUGUUUAGACAAUUUUACUCACGCGAAAGAGAGACUAGAGAGUAAGAAAGUCUUCAAACCUCCAGAAUUGCCGAAAAAUUUUGCACCCGUACACGCUAUUAGGAAAAGUAGAUUUUAUCCGCCGAUUACAACCUCAGUAGAAAAUAAACGCAGAGAACCAUUGAACGCCACAGACAGAGCGCGAAUCUUGGAAGACCCUGAUGAAUGUUCGGAAAAGUCACAGGCAUCAUCGAGUACAUCCGUUGCCUCUAAUAUUAUUUCAAAAACCUUGAAUUUGCAUGGUAAACAGCAAACAGAAGAGAGAAAAAAAUUGGAGACACAACAGAAGACGACAACAAGCAACUCUUGGCUAGACAAAUUAAAUGCACAAAGCUUUGUCAAAGGUGGUAUUGUUGGUUCCAGCAAAGACGAUAUGAGUAACUUAAAGAAAUUAGAAGAUUUUAAAGAAUCUUUAUCUGCACAAUCAAGCACUGAUAAAUCAAUGGAGAACGAUUUCUCAAAUAAGAAUGAAACAAGAAAAUUGUUCUUGUCUGAUCCGGAUAAACAGAGACGAUUUGAACAAUAUCUUGUCUUCUUGAAGAACGGCGAAAAGGAUAAGUUCGAAAGUAUUCAACCACUUUCUAUGACUAAUUGGGAGAGAGAGCAAGAACGCGAAGAAUUCGAGCAAGCUACAAAACUGGAGCAAUCGAAUAAUUAUAUGGCGGAUAAAUUUGUACAUAGUGCUAAUGAUACGACGGACAGAGUGGAUCCGGAAAAGGACGUGGUAAAGGAAGCGGUAAGAUUGAAAAUGUUCGGCAAACUUACGCGACAACGGAGUGAAUGGAAGCCGACGAAUAUCGUUUGCAAAAGAUUUAAUAUUCCCGAACCGAAAGUCGGAUACGCACCAAUCGCAACGGAUAGAAAAUCAGCCAGAUUCUCAGUCUUUGAUUCUUUGGACUGGUGUAGUUCAUCAAAAUUCACGAAAGCCGUAGAUACAGUUAAGACACAAGUGGAAGACAUUCCCUUGCCAUCAAGUAAAACGGAAGAAAAUUUAAACGAAACAAUUUCCAUUGGCUCUAACGAUAUUCCGUCUAAUAUUUAUCAACCUUUAGAACCUAUUUCUGAAAAAUUUAGAAUUUUCGAAGCUUCCUAUGAAAAAGUUUUUGGCAAAGGUAUUCACAAUAUUUCUUCCGCAACAACCAAAGAUGUCGAACAAAAUACAGGAAAUAAUUUAAUAGACGAAACAAUUCAAGAAAUGAAAGAAAAAGAAAAAACACCUGAGCCAGUAUCUGUGCUUAAAGAUCAAUCGGAAGAAAAGAAGGAUCUGUUCAAGGCGAUCUUUCUCAGCAGCAGCGAGGAUUCCGACAGUGAGACGGAGGAUAAUGUUGACAAUGAGGCUGUCAAAUCGAUUUUGAUUGGAAAAGAUCCGAAGGAGAUAAAUAUGCAACGUAAUACAUCGCCGCCACGAGGAAUCUUUGCGAAACUAGAUCUUGACAGCUUGAUGACACAACCAAAACACGUUAAUGACGAAAGUAAGACAUGUAACAUUUCAGAACCUAGUCCGCCAAUUAUUGGUGAAUCGCAGAACGAUCUUAUAGAUCAUAACGAUGUAACUAAUGAUAAAGAGAUUGCGAUACUACCAGAUAUGUAUGGUCCGGUCCUGCCACAAAGAUUAUUGAAACAAGACAGUAUUGCAACAACGACAGAAACUGAUAAUACUAAUCAAUUGUUCAAACCAGUAUUUCGAAGUGUCGUCGUAUCGAAAACUAUGGAGGAUUCGAAACUCGGUGGAAAAUGGGUGGAACGAGAUAAGAUAAAAAAAUCGAAAAAGAAACAUAAACAUAAAGAUAAAUAUAAGAGCUCGAAGCAUAAGAAAAAAUCUAAGAAAGAGAAACGUUCGAAGCAUUGA